GGACAGAGCGGGCAGGGGUCCGGGUCAUGACCCUGAGAGCCACGAUUGGACCACACUUUUGCCUUUGUGUGUCCAACCAUGUGGCCAAAAGUACUGAUGGGACAUGAAGAACUGAAAUGACUCCUGAGCACAUUUUUGAAAAACUGAAGAUAAAGUCUCCGAAAUAAGAGCGCCUGCUUCCAACUCCAGUUACUUUUCUUUUUAGGUAAAAGCAGACGGCUAUCAGUAGUAAUGGAUACGACCCCUCAGACAAAGACAGGAGUUGUUUUUGAAUUGUCCACAGUUGCAAACCUUCAGUCUCCCUCAGCAGCUAGCCUGGCCACACUGCAGUCCUACAGGCCCCUUCUGAGUGACUACGGACCUCCUUCUCUGGGAUUUUCACAGGGCUCUACUGGCAGCCAAGUGCCUCAGAACAAAUAUGCAGAGCUGCUGGCCAUCAUCGAAGAGCUCGGAAAGGAGAUCAGACCCACAUACGCUGGAAGUAAGAGUGCAAUGGAGCGACUGAAAAGAGGAAUAAUCCAUGCCAGGGGGCUGGUGCGUGAAUGCUUGGCUGAGACUGAGAGGAAUGCAAGGUCCUAGCUAAAAACGCCCAUUCCUCCCUGCAAGAACUACCUUUCAUGAGGAGAAAAAAUAACUUGCAUGGCGUUUCCUUUGCAAGGAGGAAGUAAAUGAACAAAGGAUGGAACAGCAAGCUCCUUGAGGGAGAGAAAAAAAAAGAAAUACAGUAAUGCAAUUUGUGACUCCUGAGAGCUCUGGAGGAUAAUUUCAAUCAUGUGUGGGUUAUUGGAACUAAAAUGAGAGAUAUCAUGUGUUUUUUUUUUUUUUUUGUUUGUUUGUUUUUUUGUUUGUUUGUUUGUUUGUUUGUUUGUUUUUUUUAUGCCCCAUUUUUGGGAUCAUAGUUUUGACUUCAUAUUUAAAGCAUUGGUUUAUGCAUGCAAAUGGGCUCAUAGGUUAAUUGUAGACACUGCAUGGAGUAUACAGGUGUAGAUGGGGAGGACUUCUUUGAAUUUUUUUUAAACUUUGUUUUUUUUGGUAGUGGUUGGUCUGUUUUUCAGACACCUGUAACACCUAGCUAAGUAAGGGAGGGACAGAGACGUGCCAAAUGCAUCGGUUGAUUCGUGUUGAGGUUGGUUUUGGUAUUAAAGGGAGGGGAAAAAAGGAAAAUGCUGUUAACUUGCAUCUUUGUAUGUAUUUAUUACUCAGUGUAAUAAAUUGUAUUUUCAA
This is a messenger RNA of Oreochromis aureus, 1224 nucleotides long. Its product is annotated as cyclin-dependent kinase 2-associated protein 1. The transcript has 4 exons. The record is from RefSeq and is a predicted model, not a curated record. The coding region runs from base 232 to 579 and encodes 115 amino acids. NCBI's taxonomy places the organism in Eukaryota, Metazoa, Chordata, Actinopteri, Cichliformes, Cichlidae. Gene Ontology annotation, cellular component: nucleus; cytoplasm.